GAGUAGGAGGAGGGGACUGAACUACAUAAAGCAAACAAAACUGUCAAGGAACUGGUUGUGUAACCUUUUCUCAUUUCCAUUCGCGAGAGCCACAGAGAGAGAAGUUUGACUCCAAAGACCCGUUUUGGAAACCUUCCUGAUAAGGAUGAAGAAGCUCAUCAUGGACGUGGACACCGGGGUGGACGAUGCUCAAGCCAUCAUGGUGGCCCUCUCGGACCCCACUGUGGAGAUCUUGGGAAUCACUUGCUGCCACGGCAACACACCCCUGGAGAACGUCCUCAAGAACACGCUGCGUGUCCUGAAACUCUGCAACAGGCUGGACAUCCCGGUGUAUCGAGGCUCCUCUGAGCCCCUCCUGCCCAGAAAACUCCACGCUGGGGAGUUUCACGGGAAGGACGGACUGGGCGACGUCCCGGACCCUGAUGCUCCGGGCUUGGAGCUGCUGCAGGAGGAAAAUGCCGUGCAGGCUAUCGUCAAAAUUGUCAAUGAAAAUCCUGGAGAGGUGUCUCUGGUUGCCACUGCGCCACUCACUAACCUGGCGAUGGCUGUUAAAGUUCACCCAUCCUUCCCCAAGAAACUGAAGGCCCUCUACAUAAUGGGAGGAAACACUGAGUCCAGGGGGAACACCACAGUUUGUGGAGAGUUCAACUUCGUGGCCGACUCUGAGGCCGCCUACAUUGUGUUGAACCAGUACACCUGCCCCACCUACAUCACCACCUGGGAAUUCACCUGCAGGAACAUCCUGCCGUGGUCUUUCUGCGACAUGUGGCUGGCCCAAGACACCGAAAAGGCUCGUUUCAUGGAGAGGAUUUCCCGCCACACCAGGAAGAUGGUCAGGACCGAGCGAUAUCAGAAGGAGCUGGUAGCGGGACCUGGGUUCAACUCCUGUGACUCGUACGCCGUGGCUGCAGCCAUAAACGACUCCCUGGUGACCGAGAGCGAACAGGUCGCGGUGACCGUGGAGCUGGAGGGAACCCACACCCGCGGCAUGAUGGUGCUGGACUACUUGGACCUGCUGAAGAAGGAACACAAGGCCUUCAUCUUGAAGAAAAUCGACACGGAGAGGUUCAAACAGAUGCUGAUGGAUGCACUGAAAUAGCUCUUGAGGCACAUUCCUCAAAUAGUAUUGUGUAACUGAUGGUACAUAACACUCUGUCCUUAUCCAGACCAUAAAUACUGGGCGUUCACAACAAUUUACACGCAUCACCCUGCUCACUCAGGAUGUAUUAUGCAAUAGUUAUCUCACGCGAUGAUUUAGAAGUUAGGAUACUCCUCUACAAAAUCCGUUUAUAGCUAUUAAUGACAUGAAACACAGCUGGAGGAACUGACCAAUUGUGAGAGGAAUGCACUAUUAUAAAUAAGCACAUGGUGUAAGCAUGUGAUGGUAUGAAGUUUAGGACUGUUACGUACUUAUCUAUGUACUAUAUAUUUGGUAUCAGACCUGGAAAGAAAAACCUUUCGAUCCAUACAGUAUGUAUUUUGUGGAUUUUAAGCUACUUUUUUUUAAAUGGUUGGGAUGUUUUAGUUCAUUUCAGCUUGUUGUUGUUGGUUGGUUGGUUACUUUGCAGUUCCCGGUUCCAUAGACUUUGGAAAGUUCUUGUCAUGUACCAGCGUUAUAAUAAAAAUAAAAUAUCCAAACUUAACAAAA
Mugil cephalus (flathead mullet) is the source of this 1648-nucleotide messenger RNA. Its product is annotated as inosine-uridine preferring nucleoside hydrolase-like. The transcript has 8 exons. Gene Ontology annotation, molecular function: hydrolase activity, hydrolyzing N-glycosyl compounds. The record is from RefSeq and is a predicted model, not a curated record. Lineage: Eukaryota; Metazoa; Chordata; Actinopteri; Mugiliformes; Mugilidae. Bases 146 to 1099 code for a protein of 317 amino acids.